Messenger RNA from Brenthis ino (lesser marbled fritillary), 249 nucleotides. The record is from the annotation of a GenBank genome assembly. Lineage: Eukaryota; Metazoa; Arthropoda; Insecta; Lepidoptera; Nymphalidae.
AUGAUGUCAGUUGAUACGAAGCAUAACUUAGGCGGUGACCGAAAGCCUCAGUUAUCGAAAUCGUUAAGAAAGCAAUCUUGGUGGCCAAGAUUUGGCACCACAAUUUAUAACCUCGCCAAUCCAAGGACAGUAACGACACAAGUCCACAUACCAUUUUCAAUUUCCACCCAGGGGAGUGAUUCAGCAAACAGCAUUUACAACGAUCAGCCAUGGAUUCAGAGGAGGCUGACGAAGAGUUUCGCCAGGCUC